Molecule: messenger RNA, 2965 nt
Organism: Coccinella septempunctata (seven-spotted ladybird)
Lineage: Eukaryota; Metazoa; Arthropoda; Insecta; Coleoptera; Coccinellidae
Product: synaptic vesicle glycoprotein 2B-like
Exons: 8
Coding region: 188-2050 (620 amino acids)
Biological process (GO): transmembrane transport
Molecular function (GO): transmembrane transporter activity
Source: RefSeq, a predicted model, not a curated record
CUCAGUCUUGCCUGACUUGUUCCGUCCACAACGUAAAAACCCUCAUUCAUCCCUGAUCGAAUUACCCCGUGCCUGCCCUUGAAAUUCGAAACACAAAAUAUCGCCCCUAAUGUGCUUCAGUUUUUCCAGUCCUCAAAGGAAGAAUUAAUGAAGUGCCGCAGAAAAAAAUCGAUAUGUUAGGCGAAAAAUGUGUGAGGAUUCGGCAUACUUGGUUUCUCCAUUGGAGAGUGCAAGAAACAGCAUUCCAGAUGAAACAAGAAGACUGUCAUUCGGCACAAUCGGCACAAACAGGACUGGAGAUAUCCUAGUUGGCUUUCACGAAGAUGCUUUAUCUCAAGCCACAGUCGGAAGAGCCCAGGUGAUCCUAGCCAUCGUUUUAGGCCUAGGCUUAGCGGCCGACUGUGGAUUUGUGUCAAUUUUAGAUUAUAUUUUACCUUUAGCAGAAGUCCAUCUAUGUCUGGGGGAGAACGAGAAGAAAUGGCUAGUUUCAGUGACAUUCUUAGUCCUGGCUGGGGGUUCCUUUUCUUGGGGCAUUCUUGGGGAUCAUCUUGGGAGGAGAAGAGCCCUGAUAAGUGCGCUGUUCGUGGCGGUUCUUUUCUCCGGAGUUGCCACAGUCAUGCCCACCUAUGGCACAUUCAUCACAGCCUGGUUUUGCGCUUCACUAGGAGUAUCAGGCAUAUUCCCCCUCAGCUUCAGUUAUCUGGCAGAAACCUGCUCCCGGGCCACUAGAUGUAGAUACGCUGGCUUCCUCCACUCCUUCUGGCCUAUCGGCGCAAUCUACAUAUCAAUUCUAGCCGACGUCAUACUCCCCAUGAAGGGCGUUGAUAUCGUACAAGACAAUCAGGAACAUUGGAGCUCUUGGCAUAGAUUUUUGAUAUUGAGUAUUAUACCCACAUUAGCUAGUUUGUUCGGUCUCAUUUGGACGUCGGAGUCGCCCAGGUAUCUCCUGGAGGCGUCUAGGGAGGUCGAGGCUUUGGCUGUGUAUCAGAGGUUGCACAAAUUGAACAAUACCAGGACGCAAUAUGGCAUGACGGAAUUGGAGUUGCCAGGACGUGGUGCUUACAGAGAAAGAUCGAGCAGUCCUGGGAGGAAUAUAUUUAAACAUCAUUUGACUUCGUUCCAGGAAAUCAUCCGAAAAAUAUCAACACCAACCCACUUUCGAGUGACCCUCCUCCUGGCAAUCCUCCAUCUCAUAUACGGAUUCGUCUACGUAGGCAUUUCCAGCUUCUCGGUGUCGCUGUUGAAAGAAUACAAAAAUCAGGAGUUUUUCUCCAGCAGGACGUACGUACAACACGAGUUUUUCACGGACACGGCUUUCAAUCGAUCGAUAGAGAACGUGGAGUACAAAUUCACCACAUUCAAGAACGUCAGUUUCAGCCACAUCAAUCUCAAUCAUGUUCUGUUCACCAGCUGCAUCUUCGAUGAUUCAGAGUUCGUUAACGUCAAGACCUCCAAGACGUAUUUCGAGCAUGUGACAGUUCAGAAUUGCAGAUUCGUAGAUACGGAUAUAACAGACCAUCAUUUUCUAGAGAGUACAAUGAGGAACAACACCUUCAUAUCAUUAAUUUUCGAGUGUCCAGUAGACUUCGACUACAACACUUUUUUACCAGACAUCUACUACAACACCCUAGACUGGGCCGAUCCCAUGUUUUUGGCGCUGUUCCUCAUGGGUUUCGUGAUGGAAGCAACUCAAAGAUCGAAGAUUAUCCUGGGCCUAACGGCCUUGGCUAGCUUCAGCAGCGUGGGGAUGUUUUAUAUGACUAACACCUUUGCAGUGGAGAUGUUGGAGUUCAUCUUGAAGAUUUUGCUGAUGUGCGCUGUGAAUGCUCUCACAGUUGUCGUCAUCGAAACUUAUCCAUGUCACGUUAGAUGCACAGCUCAUGGAUUCAUGCGGUGCUUGUACCACAUAGCCUCUCUGUGUGCAAUAAAUGUCUACGGAUCUCUGAUAAAUGUUAUCCUGCUAUUUCCAACGAUCAUUACAGUCAUCGUGCUUUUUGCAGCUACUUUUCUAUCCACCAAAAUCCAAGACAACAGCAAGACCCUACUUUGAUUUAACUUACAACGAAGUUGGACAUUCAUAACUUUAGAAAGGAUUUCUGUAACGUAACAGCCAUGCAUGCUUUAACAAGCAAACCCCCAAAGUGCAUGUUUUUUCGGCUGAAACAUGUCCAUCAUCCAUUGGUUUUCUGUAUACGAGAAUUUUGUGAGGAAAGAUCUACAUAUCAAUGAUGCCGAAAAGCAAAAUUUCGAGGAACAAUCGAAAUUCAUAUUUGAUCAAUGUAUAGAAGCAAUAAGCAUUAUCAGGAUUCAUGACCUGUUUAUAUGUUGAAUCAUUGAAACUUUAUUAUAUCACCUGAACUAGUACAACAGUACAUCUGGAUAUUUCUUUCCGAAUGCUGGAUCAGAACUUUGAGUGCUGGGAAUAAGUGAAAAAAAAUAGUUUCAAUCCCUAAAAUAAUCAUGGUUGUGAAUAUAAGAUAGGAGGAAGAGAACAGGAGAAUAUAAGUUACUAUUGGAAUGUGAUGUAGCCUAAUUUAUAUCAUUGGGAUGAAAAAUUGUACCAAUUGUUUCUUUCAGAAAAUGUUUGACUAAUGAAUUCGAAAUUUUGAAUUCAUCUCAAUCAUUUGUUCCUAGUGCUCACUGUGGGAGAGUCGAAAUUAUUUCAAAAACACCAAGAAACCCAGGAUUUUCAUGAGUCAUAGAGAAGAAAUAUUUAUUUUUCAAAUUUUGAUGAAUUUCAGAUCAUUUUUAGAUAAUUUCCCUUCAAGUAGGUACCUCUAAUGUAAUGUCUUCCUUUGGACACAAAGUUAUUCUUUUACAACAUACGUUACUCAUCUCUUAUUUCCUACAAUCAGAAAGGUAAGGAAAUUUGAGGAAAUGAACUACAUAUCACCUGGAACGACAAAUCAUUGUGUGAUUUGACCCUGAAGAUUUUGUAUUGGUCGUAUUGAAUAAAACUUUUGCU